AUGCCGAGGUUUGUCCGGAAAGUCAAUCAGACACAAGGCCUCACUGUGCCUUUUGCAGCAGUGCCAGAGGGGAGGCUCCGCAAUCAUCCGCAGCGCGAUUCUGAAACAGGGCAUGCCGACAAUAUGGAGAAGAUUGUCGCCGGAACGCGGCCCGUCACGCUCGAGCCUUGGGAAUUUCACGGGGGAGCACAGGGCUUGUCGUUCGAGAUCCUCGAGGCUUUCGGGGGGCAGGGUUCAAGAUGCAGCAGUGAGGCUUUCGCGGCGUCACGUCCUCUGCCUGAGAUCAGUCUUCGCGACGGGGGCUUCAGUGGUUUCUCGCUCUCCCUGGCCUUCAGAGCCCAGGCUGCGCAGCUGGGCCGGUCGGUAAUGUUGCACCGUAGAGCUUCCGAAAAUGCCCCGGUAGCACUAGCGGUUGGAACGGCGGUUGCUGAGACGGAGCAAGCCAUGAAGAGUUGGGCGAAAGCCACGGCUUGGAUUGGCAGUGCAGGGCCACCAGCGCAAGCAGGGGGUCCUGAGCGUUUGCUCUGUCGCGGAGACCCGUUGUUCAUCGAGUUUGCAUUUGAUCUCCUUUCGCCCGAGCCCGUCUGCUUCUUCAGAAGUGCACAUGUCGUGAGGUCUUGCUUGGUGCACCGAGUGGAGUGUGUGAAGGUGCUGGCAGGGCCAGAGGAUUUGGCUUCGCCGCAUCGGAUUCAACCAGAACGUGCGUUUCGAGCCUCCAAGAGUGCGUUUUCCAUGGUUCCAAUGACCAACCAGAACGUGCGUUUCGAGCCUCCAAGAGUGCGUUUUCCAUGGUUCCAAUGUAGGGAGUUGAGGGCGGACGGGCAACAAGACUUGCUGGAAGCGUUGUCCGCACGAGACUGCACGCAUCAGGCACACCGUUUGGACCUGGUCACGGAGCAGGCAGCAAGACUAGUUGGGAUGUGGCUGCACUCGUGGCCUUCGCGGGCUCAAUGGCUGGAAGAUGUUCAGAACACCGACAUGUACCUCUACGUAAAUGGCCGCUUCAUCGAGCCGCCUCCGAUACACGAGUCCAUCGUGCGACUCUUCACGGCCGCAAGUCUCCAGGCACAAGAAGGCCCGAAAGACUGGUUCGAUGUCGCGGUGGGUGGGUCCCUCCUCCAGUCCCGGGCCCAAGGGUCUGGCUUGGGCGGCUCUGCCGUUUUUUCAGAGUGCUAUGGCGUGCACCGGACAAGGUGCUCCGAUGCGGCUAACAUCGUGCCGCUGCUCGCCCCGAUAGCAGUUGCACGUGGGCCGGCUGCGCCGUGCCAGACGAUGAAAUUCGGAUCUUUGCUGGCCAGAACCACUCGACCCUGCCCCGGCCAUCCCCCGCCCCACGAAGGAGGCAGAGCAGUGACGAGCAUCGUUAAGAAAAAGGCUACCACUCACUGGAAAGUCGCACCGAUAAUGGUGCCCUGCUUCGCGGUGCCCCUAGCCAUGCCCAAAGAGGCCCUGGCAGAAGCGGAAUCCACGGACACUUUCGAGCAGUCGAAAAGCCGUGGCAGAAGCGAUGAAGGCUCGACCUGUUGCAGAACAAAAGCACUGCACGCUGGCUUUGCAAAGCACGGUGCGGUGCCGAAGGCCAGUGCAGGAGACAGAAACGAGGAUGAUGCUGCCACAGGGCUCCCGGAGGCCUUGGAGCUCCGGCCCCGCCGGCGAGGCCGCCUGGCGGUCGCUUCCGAGGACGGCGUCUCUGCAUCUGCAUCACCUCGACCUGAUUCGUGUUCGGUGGCUCUGGCGUGCGAGUUUGACAUCGGCGGCCCUUGCAGUGCCGCGGUGCCGCGGCAGUGGGCGCGCGCCCGGCGUCUUCUGCGGCUCGGUCCUCCAACUUCUAGGGCUGCGGUAUGCCGACCCAUCGUGACGCAGCCACAUGGAGUUUUGGAAGAAGGGUUAAGAGAGUUUUGA
This is a messenger RNA of Symbiodinium sp. CCMP2592, 1902 nucleotides long. Lineage: Eukaryota; Dinophyceae; Suessiales; Symbiodiniaceae. The record is from the annotation of a GenBank genome assembly.